ACUUUUCAUUCCCACAACGGCAGUCACAUCGAAAACGCACCCGUCCAAAUUUUGUACUUGAAAAAAAAACAUCGUUUCAAGAAAUAUUUGUUUUUUAAUUUUCUUUUGAUUAUUAUCCUGUCGAAAUGGAAACUGUGCGAAACCGAAACCCUCCGCGGGUGAAGUACACCGCUCCACAGAAGGCGGAACCGGUCUCGAACUUCACCGAGAAGGAGAAGAAAACCAUUACCGAGCUGAAGCAGCUCUACUUGGAGACCAUUAACCUGGAUGUGGCUCUGCAGCGCGACAUUUACAAUAUCGAGAAGAAGUACGAGGAUAAGCACAACAUCAUAUUUGAUAAGCGCAAGAAGAUUCUAGAAGAGUUUAGGAAGCAAAACCACGGUGACGUGGAAACCACUCAGAGCGUGCCCAACUUUUGGCUGAGGGUUCUCAAAGCAUCGUACACCGAGUUCAUCAGCAAGAGGGACGAGAAGAUAUUAGAGUGCUUAAGCGACAUCCGUUCUCGGCUCUACAACGAACCCGUGGUGAAGUUUGACAUCGAGUUCCACUUCGAUCCCAAUGAUUACUUUACCAACAAGGUGCUGACCAAGACAUAUUUCCUCAACUGCCUGCCGGAUCCAGACGAUCCGCUCGUAUACGAUGGCGCCGAGAUCUACAAGUGCGAGGGCUGCGUCAUCGACUGGAAGCAGUCCAAGGACCAGACCAAAACCGAAAAUCAAGAGCCGUCGUUCUUUGAGUUCUUCUCGCCGCCCCUUUUGCCGGAAGAUACCCUUGACCCCAACUACUGUGGCGUCAAUGCUAUGCUCCAAAAUGAUUUUGAGGUGGGCUUCUACCUGAAGGAGCGCGUUAUUCCCAAGGCGGUGAUCUUCUUCACCGGCGAGAUUUCCGAUUGCCAGAGCACCAGCGGAUCGGAGACCGAGUCGGACGAUACCGAGGACGAGUCGGAGGCCGAAGAGGAGGAUGGCGUCGACAAGUAAACAUGAAAAGCGUUCAGUUUU
Messenger RNA from Drosophila mauritiana, 998 nucleotides. Its product is annotated as nucleosome assembly protein 1-like 1. The record is from RefSeq and is a predicted model, not a curated record. Gene Ontology annotation, molecular function: histone binding; chromatin binding. The transcript is spliced from 5 exons. Gene Ontology annotation, biological process: nucleosome assembly. Lineage: Eukaryota; Metazoa; Arthropoda; Insecta; Diptera; Drosophilidae. The coding region runs from base 126 to 977 and encodes 283 amino acids. Gene Ontology annotation, cellular component: nucleus; chromatin.